Messenger RNA from Cajanus cajan (pigeon pea), 3844 nucleotides. RefSeq lists its product as uncharacterized. The record is from RefSeq and is a predicted model, not a curated record. Gene Ontology annotation, molecular function: receptor serine/threonine kinase binding; protein kinase activity; ATP binding. Gene Ontology annotation, biological process: protein phosphorylation. NCBI's taxonomy places the organism in Eukaryota, Viridiplantae, Streptophyta, Magnoliopsida, Fabales, Fabaceae.
UUUUGAGGAUGAGAAUUGAGGGCGCCCAAUGCAUUAUGCUCCCAAACAGAAAACGCUGUGUUGAACUGUGCCCCACAUGCAAUGAGACAGGAGUUUUAUGCAGCUUUCAUUCAGUGAUGACUGCCCAUUUCUCGUGAUGCCUACAUGGGAAAGAAUUUCAUUCCCAAUCUUUCUCACUCCCAAAAAUCUCUCUCUUUCUCUCUCUCUCUCUCUCUCUGAGACAUAAGAAAACACCUGGUCCGUGAACCCUGUGAUAAAGCAUUCAACUCUUCUCUCAUUUCAUCACUCACUGUUCACUGAAGAGUGAAGAAGUUUUUCCUCUGCAUAGCUGCAGUCACUUUCUCUGUUGCUUCUGCAGAUAUGUUUUCUUCUGCUACCGAGUAUGGCAUGUUUCAUAUGCAACCCACGGUGAAAGCUUCUAAAGGUUUUUCCUUUAACUGAUGCAAGUAGCAGCAGCUCGCUGAGGAAGAGACACAAGGGUGAACUCGGUUCCAAAUCCUCACAUUUGAAGAAUAAAGAAAAAGGGAAAGUUCAUUGUGGAGGAAAGUUGGAUUUUUUUAUAUUUUUUAUUUGGUGAAAAGAACGAGAAGCAAAAGUUGUUAAUGGUGUGGUAGAGUUUUGAUAGCAGUUUUGGCUAUUGGAGAAGAACACUGUUGAGUGGAGUGGAAACACUAACACUUCACUUCACUUCAGCAGAGAAGAGAAGGGUGUGCAGUGAUGGAAAUUUUAUGCUUGUUGCACAUUCUGCUAGCUUGGUGUGUGUCAAGGUUUGAGCUUGUUGGUGCUGAGCUUCAGGACCAAGCUAUAUUACAAGCCAUCAACCAAGAGCUUAGAGUCCCUGGAUGGGGGGAUGCAACCAACUCAGAUUACUGCACUUGGCAAGGUGUCAGCUGUGGAAACCACUCAAUGGUGGAGGGCUUGGAUCUGUCUCAUCGUAAUCUUCGAGGUAAUGUAACUUUAAUGUCUCAGCUCAAAGCUUUGAAGCGGCUUGAUCUUUCACGUAAUAACUUUGAUGGAGUGAUUCCUCCUGCUUUUGGAAACUUAACUGAUCUCGAAGUUCUAGAUUUGUCUUCAAAUAAGUUCCAGGGUUCAAUUCCACCUCAGUUGGGUGGUCUCAGAAGCCUAAAAUCAUUGAACCUUUCCAAUAAUGUGCUUGUGGGAGAAAUACCAAUGGAACUCCAGGGCUUAGAGAAUUUGCAGGAUUUACAAAUUUCUAGUAAUCAUUUGAGUGGUCUUAUACCUUCUUGGGUGGGAAAUUUAACCAAUUUGAGACUUUUCACUGCUUAUGAGAACCGUUUAGGUGGCAGGAUUCCAGAUGUUCUAGGCUUGAUUCCCGAGCUUCAAAUACUUAACCUGCACUCUAACCAGCUUGAAGGUUCAAUUCCAGCAAGCAUUUUUGCUCCAGGGAAGCUGCAAUUUCUGGUUCUCACCCAGAAUAAUUUUAGUGGUGAACUUCCAAAGGAAAUUGGGAACUGCAAAGCUCUUUCCAGUGUUCGAAUUGGAAACAACCAUCUCGUAGGUGCUAUUCCUAAUACCAUUGGAAAUCUUAGUAGCCUAACCUACUUUGAAGCCGAUAAUAAUGAUCUUUCUGGUGAGGUUGUGUCCGAAUUUGCUCAGUGUUCCAAUCUGACCCUCCUGAAUUUGGCUUCAAAUGGAUUUACUGGAACAAUUCCACAAGACUUUGGACAACUUAUGAACCUUCAGGAAUUAAUUCUCUCUGGAAAUAGCCUAUUUGGCGACAUUCCAAAAUCAAUUCUGAGUUGUAAAAGUCUCAACAAGCUUGAUAUUAGCAACAACAGAUUCAAUGGGACAAUACCAAAAGAAAUCUGCAAUAUCUCCCGGUUGCAGUACUUGCUGUUGGAUCAGAAUUUCAUAAGAGGAGAGAUCCCCCAAGAAAUUGGAAGUUGUGCAAAACUUCUUCAGUUGCAAUUGGGCAGUAAUUAUUUGACUGGAACUAUUCCUCCUGAGAUUGGUCACAUUAGGAACUUACAGAUAGCAUUAAAUUUGAGCUUCAAUCAUCUCCAUGGUCCUCUGCCCCUUGAAUUAGGAAAACUGGACAAACUUGUUUCUUUGGAUGUUUCAAACAAUCGGCUGUCCGGUAAUAUUCCACCUGAGCUUGGGGGAAUGUUGAGCUUGAUAGAGGUGAACUUCUCAAAUAAUCUGUUUGAAGGCCCUGUGCCAACUUUUGUACCAUUCCAGAAGAGUCCUAGUUCAAGCUUUUUGGGCAAUAAAGGGCUUUGUGGAGAGCCUUUGAACUAUUCAUGUGGAGACCUUUAUGAUGAUCACAAGGCUUACCAUCACAGGGUUUCUUACAGAAUCAUACUAGCUGUAAUUGGUUCUGGUUUGGCUGUUUUUAUGUCAGUAACUAUAGUUGUCUUGCUGUUUAUGAUCAGAGAGAGGCAAGAAAAAGUAGCCAAAGAUGCUGGGAUUGUUGAUGAAGGCACCAAUGACAACCCAACUAUAAUUGCAGGAAGCGUUUUUGUUGAUAAUCUAAGACAAGCAGUGGACCUUGAUGCCGUUGUUAAAGCAACUCUGAAAGACAGUAACAAGCUCAGCAGUGGAACUUUCAGCACAGUUUACAAGGCAAUCAUGCCUUCAGGAGUGGUCUUAUCUGUUAGGAGACUGAAGUCUGUAGACAAGACAAUAAUCCACCACCAGAAUAAGAUGAUUAGAGAACUUGAAAGACUGAGCAAAGUUUGUCACGAUAAUCUAGUGCGCCCCAUUGGCUACGUUAUUUAUGAAGAUGUUGCUCUUCUCUUGCAUCAUUAUUUUCCAAAUGGAACAUUGGCUCAGCUUCUUCAUGAGUCUACUAGGAAACCUGAAUAUCAGCCUGACUGGCCUGCUAGGUUAGCCAUUGCCAUUGGCGUGGCUGAAGGUUUGGCUUUCCUUCAUCAUGUGGCAAUCAUUCAUCUUGACAUUUCUACUGGCAAUGUUCUCUUGGAUGCAAAUUUCAAGCCGUUGGUUGGGGAAAUCGAGAUUUCUAAACUUCUGGAUCCAACCAAAGGCACCGCAAGUAUCAGCGCAGUUGCUGGUUCAUUUGGUUACAUACCACCAGAAUAUGCAUAUACUAUGCAAGUCACAGCACCAGGAAAUGUUUACAGCUAUGGUGUUGUUCUGCUGGAAAUCCUCACAACUAGACUACCAGUUGAUGAGGAUUUUGGUGAAGGUUUAGAUUUGGUGAAAUGGGUUCAUAGUGCUCCAGUAAGAGGGGAAACUCCAGAGCAGAUAUUGGAUGCUAGGCUAAGCACAGUUUCCUUUGGUUGGAGGAAAGAAAUGCUUGCUGCUUUGAAGGUCGCGUUGCUGUGCACUGACAACACACCAGCCAAACGACCGAAAAUGAAGAAUGUGGUGGAAAUGCUUCGAGAGAUAAACCAAAACUAAAAACAACGAGCCACUCAAGUGUUCUAUUCUGCUGUAAUCUACACCAUUGAAGAUUUGAUGUAUGCAAAACUCUCAUGAUACAAAGGAACUGAUGAGUUACAACUUAAAACAGCUUUAAAUAGUAGACUUGUAUCAGGAAUUAUUUUUCAUUGUGAAGGUGAUGUUUCAAAGUGGAUCCAAGGCCAAUGGCAUUGAUAGAUCCUUCACCUUUCUAGUUUGUCCAAAGGGUUAGUUGUGAAAUGGCAGCUUAUCUAUUUGAGUUGGACACUAUGUUAGGUUGUGGGAGGAUAAAUGCGACAAGAGACAUUGGAAUGAGAUUAUAUCAGUUCCUAUUAUUGCAUAUAGAGUCCACAGUUUUCAUAUUGUAUUUACUCAUUUGGGAGAUGUAUGCACCUAUUAAUCAAUCAAUCUGUUCCCAUUGAAACUGAAAGUUAUAGUUUAUUACUGAAUGUUUUACUGUUUA